CCGCACGUGCGGCUGCACCGACAUCGACCUGGACCAGGCGCGCGGGGACGCGGUGUGCACGGCCUGCGGGGCCGUCCUGGAGGACAACAUCAUCGUGUCCGAGGUGCAGUUCGUGGAGAACAGCGGCGGCGGCUCCUCCGCCCUCGGACAGUUCGUCUCCCUGGACGGUCCUGGAAAAGCGCCCACGCUUGGAACAGGCUUUCACACCAGCCUCGGGAAGGAAUCGCGAGCGCAGACCUUACAGAACGGUCGGCGGCAGAUCCAUCACCUCGGCAAUCAGCUACAGCUCAACCAGCAUUGCCUGGACACCGCCUUCAACUUCUUCAAAAUGGCCGUCAGCAAGCACCUGACCCGCGGGCGCAAGAUGAGCCAUGUGAUCGCAGCCUGUCUCUACCUGGUCUGCAGGACGGAGGGGACGCCUCACAUGUUGUUGGAUCUCAGCGACCUGCUCCAGGUGAACGUCUAUGUGUUGGGCAAGACCUUCCUGCUGCUGGCCAGGGAGCUGUGUAUAAAUGCACCAGCUAUAGAUCCAUGUCUGUACAUCCCGAGGUUCGCACACAUGCUGGAGUUUGCGGACAAGACACACGAGGUGUCCAUGACGGCACUGCGGCUGCUGCAGAGGAUGAAGCGGGACUGGAUGCACACGGGGCGACGUCCGUCAGGGCUGUGUGGAGCAGCGCUGCUGGUUGCUGCCAGGAUGCACGAUUUCCGCAGAACCGUCAAGGAGGUCAUUCGUGUGGUGAAAGUCUGCGAGUCCACACUCAGGAAGAGACUGACAGAGUUCGAGGAGACGCCAACCAGCCAGCUAACAAUUGAGGAGUUUAUGAAGAUCGACCUGGAGCAGGAGUGUGACCCUCCGUCCUUCACCGCGGGCAAGAAGAAGAUCAAACUCCAGCAGCUGGAACAGGAACUGGCCAAGAAGCUGGAGGAUGUUGAAGGUGAGAUCACCAUCUACCAGGACGAGAUCGAGACAGAGCUGGAGAUCAGCCGGCCCAGGUUCCGGGGCAUGUACGCCAAUUACGCCAAAGGAGAUGGGCUGGGGGAUGGGGUGUCGGUGACCUCCAGCGCACCGGGUGAGGAUGAGGAAGAUGAAGAACUAGCGGCGGCUGCGGACCACCUGAACAAGGAGUUUUACAGCGAGUACGUGGAGGAGCCCCCCAGCCCGGAGACCGCCCGGCCUGAGUCCCCCCUACCCAAAGCCCACGACAUCAGCUCCCUGCUCGGUCCCCUCCCCACCGCGGCCAGCCUCGGCCUGCAGGAGUCCAUCCAGGAGUGUAUCGCUGGCGAUGAGGGGGAGGCCGCCGAUGCUGACAAGGGGGAGCUGGACCUGAACGGCAUUGAUGACACUGAAAUUGAAAGGUACAUCCUGAACGAGAAGGAGGUGGAGGUGAAGACGGAGCUGUGGCUGAGGGAGAACGCAGACUACCUGAAACAGCAGAAAGAGAAGGAGGAGAGAAUAGCCAAAGAGAAGGAACUCGGCAUCUUCAAAGAGCAGAAGCCUCGGAAAUCAUCUAAGAAGCGAGAGCCCAUCCACGCGAGCACAGCGGGGGAGGCCAUUGAGAAGAUGCUGGAGCAGAAGAAGAUCUCGAGUAAGAUAAACUACGACGUGCUGAGAGAUCUGAACAGCAAAGGGAGCAGCACGCCGGGGCGAGAGGAGAGCCCGACCAGCGAGAGCCCGGCCAACAACCCCAGGAAACCGGGGGGCCAGCGCCGGACCCCCAGCACUGCCCGCAGCCUCGCUGGCCCUGUCAGUAACCUGGGCAAGAGACUCCGGCCUCUGAUUUCCGCAGGACCUGCAAAGAAAGCGUCACUUAACCAGGGCACUGGUCUGGCUGUGGAGGAGGGAGAGGGGGUGACGGAGCCGGUGCUGGUGGAGAGUGGCCCCGUGGUUUACACCAACGACGAGGAGGUGGUGGAGGAGGAGGAGGAAGAGGAAGAGGAGCCCUGUGUGAGCGCGCUCCAGCUGAUCGGAGGCAACGACUACGGCUGUGAAAUGGAAGAUGAGGAGGGAUUCUAGGAAGCUCUCGCCACUUCCCGAAGGCUGUCAGAAAGUGGGAAGCGGAUCCAGGCGGAAUAUUACUCAGGAUUGGCCGGGAUCUGCCUACUCCCGGGCUCCCCGGGGACCAGCUUUCUUAUGGAGUGGGAAUGGUGCCUGGGGACGGUGUGGAGGCUGAGGGUGGGACUGACAGGGGCUGGGCUCUGGCUGGGCUCCGAAUCUGUGGGUUUGUGUCUCGCUCCGCACUCGAGGAGCCGAGAGCAGGACAGUGUGACAGGCAAUCGUACAGAUUUAAUGUUGUUUGAUCUGUUUUGAGAAGAAAAUCUUAUUUAUUUCAGUUAUGCCCAUUUUAGGUUUCCGGGAGGUUGCUGCCAUGGGGUGAGGCUGACAGGACAUGGAGGCGGGUGGUGGUGGGGGAGACUCUUACAGGAGGAGGGAGAGAAACCCUCACGGGCGGAGAGAAAGACCCUCACGGGGAGAGAGAGAGCGACCCUCACUGGGGCGGG
Messenger RNA from Callorhinchus milii (elephant shark), 2502 nucleotides. RefSeq names its product BRF1 RNA polymerase III transcription initiation factor subunit. Gene Ontology annotation, molecular function: TBP-class protein binding; RNA polymerase III type 3 promoter sequence-specific DNA binding; RNA polymerase III general transcription initiation factor activity. The coding region runs from base 329 to 2017 and encodes 562 amino acids. The transcript is spliced from 18 exons. Gene Ontology annotation, biological process: transcription preinitiation complex assembly; transcription by RNA polymerase III; DNA-templated transcription initiation. Gene Ontology annotation, cellular component: transcription preinitiation complex; nucleus; transcription factor TFIIIB complex. The record is from RefSeq and is a predicted model, not a curated record. Lineage: Eukaryota; Metazoa; Chordata; Chondrichthyes; Chimaeriformes; Callorhinchidae.